This is a messenger RNA of Colossoma macropomum (tambaqui), 2896 nucleotides long. RefSeq names its product acetyl-CoA acyltransferase 1 (gene acaa1). Gene Ontology annotation, molecular function: acetyl-CoA C-acyltransferase activity. NCBI's taxonomy places the organism in Eukaryota, Metazoa, Chordata, Actinopteri, Characiformes, Serrasalmidae. The coding region runs from base 84 to 1346 and encodes 420 amino acids. Gene Ontology annotation, biological process: fatty acid beta-oxidation; phenylacetate catabolic process. Gene Ontology annotation, cellular component: peroxisome. The transcript is spliced from 12 exons. The record is from RefSeq and is a predicted model, not a curated record.
CUUAAACAGCCUGGUUCAUCAGGAACUGACAGCCAAGUGCAGCGCAUUACGGUUCAGUGAAGCGUCCCGGUUCUCCGUCCGCGAUGCUCCGGUUGAAGGCGGUCUCUCGGCAUCUCUCUGCGGGGAUAACCGAGCCCUCCGUCCGCAUGAAGCCCUGCGGCGCUUCGGCUGGGCCGAAUGAUGUUGUUGUGGUUCACGGAUUACGGACUGCAAUCGGGAGAGCCAAAAGAGGCUCGUUCAAGGACACAACCCCAGAUGAGCUGCUGAGUGCAGUGAUGAGUGCAGUCCUGAAGGAUGUGGAUCUGUCACCAGAUAAACUGGGAGAUGUUUGUGUCGGUAACGUAUUACAGCCAGGAGGAGGAGCCCUGGUGGCAAGAAUUGCCCAGUUUCUCAGUGGCUUUCCAGAAACAGUGCCCGUCUACACAGUAAACAGACAGUGCUCGUCUGGACUGCAGGCACUUUUGAACGUAGCAGGUGGAAUCAGGAAUGGCUCCUAUGAUAUGGGCCUUGCAUGUGGCGUGGAGAGCAUGUCUUUGCGUUCUGUUGGGAAUCCGGGGGACAUCAGCUCUAGAAUGAUGGAUGUAGAGAAGGCCAGAGAUUGUAUCAUCCCGAUGGGAAUCACCUCGGAGAAUGUAGCAGAGCGGUUUGGCAUCAGCAGAGAAAAGCAGGACUCCUUUGCUCUCAACUCUCAGCAGAAGGCGGCUGUGGCUCAGAAACGGGGCCUGUUUCAGCAGGAGAUUGUUCCAGUCACCACAAAAUUCGUGGAUGAGAACGGAGUUGAACGCACCAUCACGGUAACCAAGGACGACGGCAUCCGGCCGGGCACCACGCUGGAGGGUCUGGCCAAACUGCGCCCAGCCUUCAAGGAGGACGGCAGCACCACAGCAGGUAAUGCCAGUCAGGUGAGUGAUGGAGCAGCAGCUGUUCUGGUGGGCCGCAGAUCUACAGUGGAGGCUCUUGGUCUGCCUGUGCUUGGGGUCCUGAGAGCCAGUGCUGUGGUGGGCGUACCCCCAGAUGUGAUGGGUAUUGGCCCCGCCUACGCAAUUCCAGCAGCCCUUGAGCAAGCAGGUUUGACUGUUGAUGAUAUUGAUGUCUUUGAGAUCAAUGAGGCCUUUGCUAGUCAGGCAGUAUACUGUGUUGAGAAACUUGGCAUUCCACUGAACAAAGUGAACCCCAACGGUGGUGCCAUCGCUCUGGGACAUCCACUGGGCUGCACAGGAGCCCGUCAGGUUGUGACCCUGCUCAACGAGCUCAAACGCAGGCGAAAGAGAGCGUAUGGUGUGGUGUCCAUGUGCAUUGGAACUGGGAUGGGAGCAGCUGCAGUGUUUGAGUAUCCUGGACAGUGAGGAGGAUUACAGCUCAGACAGCCAUGCUGUGGAUCUUCAGAUGAAGCACGCUGAUUCUGUCAUGAUCAAGAUGAACAUGAAGAUAAUGACUAACUCUAAUUGAACACUAAUAUAAGGAUACAGAUCCUGGUCAGAGAAUACUGUAGACUGAAUCAAGGAUUUUAAAGGUAUGACUUAGUCUCUAAAUCAAAGGUAAUGAGCAGGUAAAGCUUAAGAAACCUUUAGAUAAAGGCAGCUGAAGCCUGUGAUGCUUAAGCUCAUUUGUAGACGUUAAUCUGAAUGUGCCUUGUUUCUUUUAUAAAAACAACUGGUCACAGAGAUCGUAAAAUACAUUUGUUCACCAUAAAGGUUCAGUAUACUGCUGAAGGUGAUGCUGAAACGUGUUGAGCCUCUGUUUCCUGAUACGUUUCAUCAUCAUCGUUUUACUGUGGCCUCAAAUGUCAUUUUUUGCACAUGAUCCUGCGGUUACUCAGUUCGUGUCUGUAAAUAAGCAAGCAAGUUCUCACAGCAGACUUCAACAGAUUGGGCCACAGGUUCCUCCCCCUGGUCCUGGAGGACCCCCAGCCCUGCACAUUUUAGUGUUUUCCCUGUUCCCAGCUCACCCCCUUCAAGUCAUAAAGGGCUUGUUAAUGAACAGAUUAGUUGGAUCAGGUGUGUUGAGAGCAGGGGAAACAUUAAAAUGUGCAGUGUUCUCCAGGACCAGGGUUGAGAACCACUGGAUUAGCCAAUGUAUUAAAAGUACAAAAAUCUGACACUUUAUUUACUAGCCCUGAAAUAGCACAGAGGCCAAUUGUGCAACACAAUGAACAGAACACUGAAUAAAAUGGGAGUUUAUUUGCAGAUGUAUGUAAAAAGAUUCCAUUUCCAAGUUUAGAUUGUGCCUUCAACCUAUGGUGAUAGUAUGAGGGAGGAAGACUGAUCGAAAUAGGAAAGAGAACUUGGGCUGGAGUUCUGGGCGGCUUCUGCUUGGAGCUAGAAGGCCAUGCAGUCCUUCUGGAUGUUGGUAUCACUGAUAGAUAGGAAGACAGGACUGAGGAACAGGGAGGAGAUGGGUUGGUGGGUGGAAUAGUGGAAACUUUACAGGAAAUGGAAGGGAGAUAUGGGAAUUUAUUGGGCUUUAGUCUGGAAGGAGGCGGGGUUUCAUGCAUGGUCGACUGACCAGAUUUCAGCUCUUCUAUUAAAAGUGCUCAUGAUUCUGUGCUUUUCUGUUAUGAUAAAAGUUAAUGUAAAAUGGUCCAUAGAGUGCAAAUUCAGAGACUGGACAAAGGAAUUGUUGAUAUGGAGUUAGCAUAACAAUGAUCAGUUCAUAUCUCUGUUUUUGUUUUUCAUCAUCUCUCCUUUGAUCUGUCCUUUGAUCAGACUUCUCUUAAAGAGAAUUCACUGUUAGCUGUUUUUUGUGAUUUAUGGCAAGUUAAACAGACAAAUGCCUUCUUUCUACAGCUCUUAAUGUCUUUGACCUUUGAUUUGUCACAUAAAAAGAGAAAAAUCUUUUUAUAAAUGAGAAUGAUGUAUUUUAAUUACAUAAAUAACAAUACAAAUGAAGUCCAGUG